AUGUCCGACACACGCGAGGCAAAUCCCACCGCGAUGGAUACCGCUGAAUCUGGCUCGUCACAAUUCCAUCUCCAAAAAGAGAGACAAUCUGCCUAUCACGAUGAACAUGGCGCCGUGGCAUCUCUCCCCCAACGGGAAGCCCACAUCCAUACUGUUUCACAGGUGCCCCUGCCUCCAUACCAGAAACUCGCCAAUCCUGGCCCCUUGGGGCUUUUAGCUUUCGCAUUGACGACGUUCGUCCUUGGCCUCUAUGAGUGCGGCGCAGGGCUGCCUCAUUCAAACCCUCAAGCCGGGGUUGGGCCUAACCAGGCUGCCUUCGGACUAGCCAUUUUCUUUGGUGGCGGUGCCCAGUUUGUCGCCGGCAUCUUCGAGUUCCGCGUUGGAAACACCUUUGGUUGCACCGUCCAUUGUUCCUACUCUGCCUUCUGGCUCAGCUACGCAAUGUUUCUCAUCCCAUCUCUGGAUAUAAAAGGGCAGUAUAACGGGGACGAACGGGCAUACACUUUUGCGCUCGGCAUCUACUUGAUAUUGUGGUGCUUCCUGACCGUACUCUUCCUUCUUGCGGCCUUGAGAACGAACCUGUCUAUCAUUCUUGUUUUCUUCUUCCUGAUCAUCGCAUAUCUGCUGUUGAGCAUUGCCAACUUCAUUGCAACCUCCCACCCUGAGCAAAGCGUGAAGGUAAACAAAGCCGGUGGUGCCUUCACCGUCAUUUGCGCAUUUGUUGCCUUCUAUGCUGGUUCAUCUGGCCUGAUGGUGCCAGAGACGACGUGGGUUCGGUUCCCUCUCGGCGAGAUCCCAUAA
This is a messenger RNA of Aspergillus bombycis, 801 nucleotides long. RefSeq names its product acetate uptake transporter family protein. Gene Ontology annotation, molecular function: acetate transmembrane transporter activity. The transcript is spliced from 2 exons. The record is from RefSeq and is a predicted model, not a curated record. The coding region runs from base 1 to 801 and encodes 266 amino acids. Gene Ontology annotation, cellular component: plasma membrane. Lineage: Eukaryota; Fungi; Ascomycota; Eurotiomycetes; Eurotiales; Aspergillaceae.